This is a messenger RNA of Priapulus caudatus, 4926 nucleotides long. Its product is annotated as cilia- and flagella-associated protein 57-like. The transcript is spliced from 25 exons. Bases 56 to 3745 code for a protein of 1229 amino acids. Gene Ontology annotation, molecular function: protein binding. The record is from RefSeq and is a predicted model, not a curated record. Lineage: Eukaryota; Metazoa; Priapulida; Priapulimorpha; Priapulimorphida; Priapulidae.
AACACUUGGCGUUCUCUCCACUAACUUGCCAGUGUAGCAGUGUUUGACUGCGACGAUGGCUAUACCGAAUGCCGCCGCCAAAUAUAUAUUUGGCGUGAAGUCAUCUGUUGUGAAUAAUAUUGCCUUCCAUGAUGAGCAAACCCUUGUGUACCCGGCAGGAUCUUAUGUUGUCUUAUUUAAUGUCGACCAGAAACAACAAAAAUUUAUUUUGGGAUCUGAGAAAGGACAAGGGAUAACUGCACAGGUUGUCAGCCCAAACAGACGUCUUUUAGCUAUCGCAGAGAAAGGAGAGAGACCCACUAUCACCAUUUAUGACCUUAUUACACUAAGAAAGCGAAAAAUCCUUAAUUGCCUGGAUGUUCAGGGACAGGAGUGUGUGAGUCUAGCAUUUUCUCAUGAUAGCAAGUUUUUGAUUGCUCAGUGUAAUCAUCCAGACUGGACAUUGGUGCUUUGGCAAUGGGAGAAGGCUAGAGUACUAGGAUCAAUAAAAACAUCCAAGUCAGAUUCAAUGUCGCCAGUUCAUCAGGUGGCGUUUAGUCCGUUUGACAACACACAUAUUGUAGUUGUUGGAGAAGGUAUAUUCAAGCUUUACAAGUUUACUGAGGGGAACAUAAAGCAAUGUCACCAGGCUAAAGCUUCUGAGCUACAGAAUUUCACAGCUCUGCACUGGAGUCCAGAGGAUCGCAUCAUUGUAGGCACUGACAAUGGCCGAGUAAUGCUGUUUGAGGAAGGUGAACACAAGGCUGAUUACUACAUCUACAAGCCAGGCACAAACACUAAGAAAGAUAAUGAUAAACAUGAGCACAUUACGUCAGAGUCACAUCAAGGUAGCAUACCUGCGAAUAUGUAUAAAGUCACGAGCAUUGCUACUUAUUCCAAAGGCACCCGAAUCGCCUGUGCCUGUGGUCAGGGCACUGUCCAUCUUUUUGAAAGAGGCACUGAAACGAAAACGUUUUUUAAAAAAACGAAAGAAAUCAAGGUUCCAGAGCGCAGUCUGGUAGCAGAGGGCACUGAAGAUGCAGAGCUAAUUCUUACCCUUGCCAUCAGUCCAUCCGAGGAAACUCUAGUGGCCAGUACAGAUAGAAACCAGAUAUUCUCCAUGACACUCUCCAGUGCGGAUUUAGGAACGCAUAAGGAAGCUGUUAGGUUUGAGACGGCCAGCCAGCUGUUUCAUUCGAACAUCAUAAGUGGUCUUGAUGUGUGCAUCAGGAAACCCUGGUUUGCCACUUGCUCAAUGGACAAAUCUAUUCGCAUAUGGAACUUUGAAACUUGUUCACUGGAAUUAUACAAAGAGUUCCAGGAAGAGGUGUACAGUGUUGCGUUUCAUCCAUCAGGAUUGUACAUCCUGGCUGGCUUUAGCGAUAAGGUCCGUUUGAUGAAUCUACUCAUUGAUGAUAUCAGAACGUUCAAGGAGUUCAUGAUCCGUGGCUGUCGGGAGUGCAGGUUCAGCAACGGAGGCCACUUGUUUGUCGCAGUACAUGGCAAUGUCAUCCAGGUCUAUUCGACAGUCACCUUUGAGAAUGUUGCAAAUCUGAAAGGCCACAAUGGAAAAGUGAAGGUCGUAAUCUGGACACUGGAUGAUUCUCGAAUUAUUUCAUGUGGAUGGGAUGGUGCAGUUUAUUCUUGGGACGUUUCCACAGGGAAGCGGCUGGGUGAAUGUGUGAUUAAGUCAUGUAGCUACAACAGUGUCUGCGUGGCCCCCGAUGGCUUCACGACAUUUGCUGUCGGAUCUGAUCAGAGCAUUAAGGAGAUAGCUUUAAAAAGUGCCACAGAAUCACAGGUGACACAUGACGUCGACUCGAGAGGGACAACCUUGACGGCAGUGGCAACUGCGCAUUCUGGCCGCAUGCUGUUCAGUGGAAGUGCACAGGGAACACUUCAGUGCAUGAAGUCAACAACGCAAGGCAACUUGGCUGUGCCGGGAGAGUGGCAGGAGCACCAGGCUCAUAGUUCGCAAAUAACUAGGAUGGCAGUAACGUAUGAUGACCAGUUCCUGGUGACUGUGUCAGAUGAUGCAUGCAUCAUCCUGUGGAAGGUAAGUGAGAGAGAGGGCAGAGCACUCAUGAAGAGAGACAAAGACAUCAUUUACUCAGAGGAGAUUCUCAUAACUAAAAGCGACCUGGAGGAGAAGAAUUCGCUGAUGAGUGAGUUAAAGACUAGAGUAGAAGAACUUAAAAUGGAGAACGAGUAUCAACUGCGCCUCAAAGACAUGAACUACAAUGAAAAGUACAAGGACAUGACCGACAAGUUUGUACUGGAGAUGGAGGAGAUAAAGAACAAGAGCAAGGCGCUGGAGUUAGCUAAGGAGAGACAGGAAGCCAGGCAUGGAGAGCAGCUGCAGACCAUUCAAGAAUCUCAUGCAACUGAACUUGAGCAAUUGGAGGCUGCUAACAACAAGAAGCUGAUGAUGGAGUACGAGAAGUACGAGGAGCUUCAGGCACGCAUGCACAAGCUGCAGGAGGAGUUUGAAGUGCAGCUGAGAGAGGCAGGCGUCAGCAAGGAGAGAGCCUGCGAGGAGCUGACUGAAUACUAUGAAGCCAAGCUGCUCGACAAGUCUCAGCAGCUGGAGCAGGUGCACGAAGAGAGCAGGCAAAAGAACAAAGAAUAUGAAGAAACCAAGCGACAGAUCGAGGAGGAUGCUGACAGUGAAAUACUAGACUUGAAAAACAAGUAUGAGAGGAAGCUGCGUGAAGAGAAGGAAGCUAAUCUCCGACUGAAGGGAGAGACAGGAAUAAUGAGGAAGAAGUUCACCAGCCUUCAGAAGGAGAUAGACGACCAUAAAGCCGAGAUCACUAAGUUGCAGACAGAACAGGGGAAACUGCUGGGUGUCAUCAGGUCUCUGGAGAAGGACAUUGUGGGACUGCAUAGGCAAAUCCAAGAGCGGGAUGAGACCAUCCAGGACAAAGAGAAAAGGAUCUAUGACUUAAAGAAGAAGAAUCAGGAGCUGGAAAAAUUCAAGUUUGUCUUGGACUAUAAAAUUAAAGAAUUGAAGAAACAGAUUGAGCCGAGGGAGAAUGAAGUGAAGGAGAUGAAGGAACAAAUACAGGCCAUGGAGGGCGAACUGGAGAGAUUCCACAAGCUGAACACACAGCUGGACCUGAACGUGACAGAGCUUAGACAGAAAUUACGAGCGGUGGAUCGUGAGCUGAGCUCCGAAAGACAGACGGUACAAGACUUGGGUGCGAUGAUGAAGAGAUUUAGAACAGACCUCCAUAACUGCGUUGGAUACAUCCAAGAACCAAAGAAGCUGAAAGAAUGUCUAAAAAUUCUGUAUCAGAAACAUGUGCAACAGGACAAGCCAGAGACGCUGUCUGCAGGGGUGGAGACUGACAUGUAUCAGGAGCAUAAGCGCCAGCGGGAGCACCUAGAGCAUUCCAUCGCAUCUCUGCGAGAGAAACUUGCCAAGGAUUCGCAGAUCCACAAGCAGAACAAUGUCAGGAGCAUGCAGGAAAAUGUCGCCCUGAUUAAGGAGAUUAAUGAACUGAGGCAAGAGGUUAAAACGGCCAGAAAUCGAGUACAUGAUCUAGAGUGCAUGAAUGCAGUGCAGCAGAAAACAGCUGGCAGAUCGCAGGUGUUGCUGCUAAAGGACUCUGCAACUUCACUACAUAGCGACACAGAGGAGAAGGACAAAGUCAUAGAGAUACAGCGAACAGAAAUACGAAGGCUUCACACUCAGAUCCGUGACCUUGAGGCCAGCUCGAGACCGCCCUCUGGUGUGAAACUCCAACCACUUACUGUAUUGUAGAAUGUUAAUUGCAGUUCCACCCAUUGUAGUGUUGAAUUGUUUAUCCAGUCUUCAUAUAAAUCUAUCUACUAGACUUUGUAUAAUUAACAUUUGUAUUUACGUAUUGGAAUUUUAAUGAAACAGAGCAAUCUCAGUCAUUAUACUAAUAUAGUAAUGAUACAAAUCACAAUUAACCAUAUUUACUAUGUUUGACCUGGCACCCCCAAGUAAGUUCAGUUGUCAUGGUUGUCUUCCAUUUAAUGUAUAAUCAUUGACCCAUUUUCCAAAACUGCAUAAAAUACGAAAUGCCAUUUAAUCUAUAUUGUUUGCAUUUUACAUACUAUGUUUGCUUUAAUAUUACUUUACAACGAAGUUGCUUGGAGAGGGAUAGGAUUUCACCUGUUGCAUCCACUGCUCACUCCAUUAAUUUUGUUCAAUGUAUUUUCAUGAAACGUCAUGCAAGGGUUAGUUACGAUAGACCUUAAACGACUAUUGAGGAUGCUGUGCCCACGGUUAAUGGCACUGUUACUAUUUUAAGUAAUUCUCUCACAAGCGCUUCUCCCUUCCUUCCUUGAUUGCAUGGUCCAUUCAUUGACACACACCGCUCAGCACGUCUCUUGCAACAGUUUACACAGGGAAAGCGGCGCAUGCAAUGGCUACAGCAUUACGGCCAUAUGCCAUUUCAAUACGACUAAUGAUGUCAGCUGGAGCACUUGGUAAAGAUAUUAAAGAUAUUUCUUUACCCACGAGUUCAAGCUCGCCAACACAAUGCCAGACAACUGUAUAACGUCUAUAAACAAUACUAGCAUCGCAUUUCCAUUGUGGGCAUAUUCGCAUUCCAGGUGCAAUUAUCAUCACUCUUCAUAAACCGCUUUUAUGUACUACGGAAGGAAGCGAAGGUGUUUUCACCCGCAAACUGUAAAGCAGACACCAAACGCGUGUGACGAGAGACCAGUCAAUCAUUGCAGUCAGUCAAUGCAGGUACCCCUGAGCCCUCUGCAUGUUGAGCCGCCCCCCCCCCCCCGCAAAUUACGAAAUUACGUUUUAUGUAAUUUUGGUAAAUACGUUAAACCUGUAAGAGAAAUAGUAAUUGAUCAGUAAUUAGAUAGUCUCCAGUUACUACUGCUCAGUUACUACUGAUUUAAACACCACACAUUAUAAAUUAAUAAUUUUACAAUAAAAAUGGUGUAUAUUACAAUGUU